This is a messenger RNA of Xenopus laevis (African clawed frog), 1600 nucleotides long. RefSeq names its product heat shock protein 30D-like. The record is from RefSeq and is a predicted model, not a curated record. The coding region runs from base 545 to 1192 and encodes 215 amino acids. The transcript has a single exon. NCBI's taxonomy places the organism in Eukaryota, Metazoa, Chordata, Amphibia, Anura, Pipidae.
UCUGGACAGUGACAUCACAAGUGGGAGGGGCAGUGUCUGUGUUUACUGGAGACUGGCAGUGAAUUCAGAAUACAGUUUUUCUCCGUACUAAAAAUCAAUUCCCUAUAACCAAAUAGACUUUAAAUUAAAAAAAUGAAAUGUUGGAACCUGCACUAGGUCAAGUUUUCAAUUAUUUGGCAAAUCUGUCCCAGAAUGUUUAUUUUGAAAACUAUGUCCAAAACUCUCAGGCAGUCUAUGGCGAGCACAGACACUGCCCCUCCCACUUGUGAUAUCACUGUCCCAGUGAAUGCCAGAAGUUGCUAGCACAGCCUCCGUCUCAAGCUGCUGACAUAAUUCAUUAUUUACACACAGGCUCCUCCCAAUCUCCCCAUAAACAGAGAGCACAUGGAAAUCUUGAGAACAGACCAGAACACUAACUAAGGAAUAUAAAAGUGCUGGGGCUGUGACUGGCUGCAGUACUGACAAGUAAGAAAGCAGAAGAACACAAACAAGCCCAAUCUCUCCAGCUCUUCUCUGACAAGAAGCUCCAGGAAAUCAGCAGAAGAUGUUUCCUCUCAGCCUCCUACAGCCCUCACACUCCCCUCUGUGUCCCUGCAGCCAACCUGCACUCACACUCUGGCCAGCCACUCGCCUCAUCUUUGGCCAGCUGGAAGAUGACAUUCUGAGCAUGAGGAAUGACAUAGAGAGGAGAAUGCAAUGUAUGAAUGAAGCUUGUUGGCUCCUCUCUCAGGACAUGGAGAUGAGAAGAAUAACAGAUCAGAGCCGACAGUCCAAAGCCCCAGAAACUGAGGGGACCUCUCCCAACUCAGGCAAAGAUGGGAAAGAUCACUUUGAGCUGAUGCUGGAUGUGAGUGACUUUUCUCCUCAUGAACUAAUGGUGAAAACACAGGGAAGGAGAGUGAUUGUGACAGGAAAACAUGAGAGGAAAAGUGACACCGAGGGUGGAAGGUACUUUCAUGAAUACAGGGAGUGGAAGAGAGAAGCUGAACUACCAGAAGGUGUGAAUCCUGAGCAAGUUGUGUGCUCCUUAUCCAAGGACGGGCACCUGUAUAUUCAGGCUCCUCGGUUGGCACUUCCACCUGCCCCAGAGACACCCAUUCCUAUCAGCAUGGAACCGACACCCAGUGAUGCACAGGAAAUCCCACCUGAUGCCCAGAACAGCAAUGCAGAAAAAGAGCAACAAAUGGACUGAAUUCUCCCUUAUAACACGAAAAUACUUUUAUAUGCCUAAAUAUUUAAUUAAAUUUUAACAUCAUUGUGAAUUAAAAUACAAUAUAUUAUAGUGGAAAAAUACAGUAAGUGAAAGGACUUUUAAGGAGAAGGAAAGUAGAACAUGUCUUGAAAUACCACUGAUAACUUGAAGGACUUUAUUCUUAAAAUAUUUGUUUGUAUGCUUUUCUGUAUGUAUUUUAUGAUAUGUUUCAGUUUAUAAUGACAGCUUUUGCAUUUUCUUAAUAAAGCAAAAUGAAACUAUAUUUGGUGUAUAUUGUGCUGAACCCUUUAAAAAAUAUGUUAGUUUUAAAAAUGACAUAUAUAGAGGUCAUAAUGUAUGUAAUAUUGAAACUAGUAAUUUACUUGAAGACCCCAAUGAGUUCUCUGA